AUGGCUCCCCCCGAUCCUCCCCCUUCCUCCACGACUACGGGCCCUAAGGCCGCUAGGGUCAUCACCUCGACGGUGGCGGCUGCAAGUGGCCAACACCUACCUCAUAGCCCUCGCUCUGCGAGCGGCAACAGCAGUCCUGCGCCAGGACAAACAUCGGCUGCGCAACGCGCACGCCAACUUUCGCGACAAGGGUCGGCGGAACAGUCUGUUCUCGUCGGCCCCGGCGUUGCGCCCAACCCCACCCCCACCGUUGUCCCGUCCACCUUCCCUGAAACGGAGGAGGAUAUCGACUUCGGGUUUGGGUUCAGUGCGGACACCCCCAAGGGAGUCGAGGUACGCCUCGCACCGCCCCUUGCUCAAUCGGGUAAAUCGAUGGCUGAUGCCUCGUGGCAACAGCAGGAUAGCGAGAUGCGGGAGGCCACGCCUGGCCCCCUGCUUUCGUACUCUACCACGCCCCGGCCUUCUCGCGAGCCGACCGUGGAACCGCAACUCAGUGCGCCUGCAGGGUCUUUACCCGAGGGCGCCGAGUACCCCGCCGUAGCGCCCGUGGAGGUUAACUUCACGUGGCCGCACGCGCAAACCGAAUUCAGCUGGGACGAGGACGAUGCCUUUGCGGCCAUCAGGCGUUAUGCCUCGGGACUCAGCUCUUUCAUCCGCUCGGGGUCUGAUGACUUCCGGGCUCGAGUCGCUAGGUACACCACCGAUGAAUUUAGCGCCAACGAGUUCGACAGGAUGGCCUCAUCCUCGUGGUUCCCAGCAGCCGAAGCGUGCAGGGAUGUCUUCCUUGCCAUGCUAGAGGCCGGCGGCAACAUCGUGAUCCCGAGGAUCCUCGGGGCGUGGUUGAAACGAGCAUCAUCCAGGCGCUGCAGGAGGGCCAAGCCCAACAGCGGCGUUUACUGGAGGAGAACAUGCGGUUGA
Messenger RNA from Fomitopsis serialis, 918 nucleotides. RefSeq lists its product as uncharacterized. The record is from RefSeq and is a predicted model, not a curated record. NCBI's taxonomy places the organism in Eukaryota, Fungi, Basidiomycota, Agaricomycetes, Polyporales, Fomitopsidaceae. The coding region runs from base 1 to 918 and encodes 305 amino acids. The transcript has a single exon.